CGUACCAUGUGGAUGCAAGGGCAGAGGAAUGUUGGAGGGACAACUAGCAAGUGAAUAAUUAAGCAGCACCUUGUCCGAGGCUCCGAGCCACAGCAGGCACUGCGGGUCCGACGCUCGUGUCCGUAGCCGGUGUGUCCGCCCAAAUAUUCCAAGUCAAAAUCCCAGCACUGCUCCAUCCCAUGAACAUUCCGCUGGCACCAGAUAAGACCAGUAAUAAGGCGAAGUGAUAAAAAAGAGUACGAUUGCUGUAGAGUGGAGGAUAUUUAAGUGCAAUAAUGUUGACCGAAUUCUAAGUAGAGAACUACUAGUCCGCUCCAGCCAGCCCAAUUUGCUCAUAGUUUGGGAACCAUGUGAGAGCCAAUAAUACCUCGAAAAUGCAGAUGCGGGGGCUCAAUUGCGGGAGGUGGAUGUGGGUCCGACUUCAAUGAUGCGUAGGACUGGUUAAAGUUCAUCUGGUUCUCAACUCAACUCAAACCUAAACCCUGCUAAAACGUAUCUAGAUUACGAGUUAGGUUUUUAAGCGGAUUAGCAGGUACAAAUUCUAUGAACGAGAUAAGAAAAACAGAUAUCUUUAUUUUUCUUUGUUGUAUGGGAUAGACCACUUUGCUUGUUGCUGUCUCUAAUUCCAAAAGUCACUUGCUACGUUCUAACGAUUUUGACCAAAAGGGAGCCCGAAUCUGAUCAAACCCAUCACUCUUCUAACAUAUUUUUGAUAUAAAUAAUAUUUUCCUACUCCACCUCCCGCUCCGCCCUCGGCGAGCCCACCUCCUCCGCACGGUGCUCUUUAUGCGGACUAAAUUGUCUACGUACCACCCUUACAAGAAGAGCACCGAGUUUUAAAUGUAAAAGUUUCCCGAGUAUAUCAGACAGAUUUUUAUAGUGUAUACCACCGUGUCCGUAACCAACGGUCACAUGCUGCAAAAGCUAUCCAUUAACAUCCCACCCAAUGUAAUCCUCAAGUUCAUCAAAUCCUACUUAAUCUCCGGUGAACUAGAUCGCGCCCGUGACCUGUUCGAUAGAAUUCCCAAACCAGAUCUCCGCUCCUUGACGAUGUUAUUCACGGCCUACACCAAACAAGGCCGUCCAAAAGAAUCAGUAAACCUUUACCGGCGUCUCCGUAGUGAGAAUAGAAUCGAUCCUGAUAAGUUGGUCCUGCUAUCCAUUAUUAAGGCUUGCGCGCAUUCUACCAAUCUCAUCGAUGCCAAAGAGAUGCAUGAAGAGGUCGUUAAGCUAGGGUUUGGUUCGGACCUUCUUUUGGGAAAUGCGUUGGUGGACAUGUACGGAAAAUGCGGGUUUAGCGAGGGAGCUAAGGGAGUCUUUGAUGUCUUACAGGAAAAGGAUGUGAUAUCGUGGACUUCGUUAAUAGCGGCUUAUGCGAAUUGUAGGCUAUCAAGAGAAGGAUUGCAUGUGCUUCAUGAGAUGAUUCUAUCCGGGACAAGACCCAAUUCAGUGACGUUGUCGACAGUGCUUCCUAUGUGCUCGAAAUUGCAGCUUUUAGAUCUCGGGAGAGCAAUUCAUUGUUUUGCUAUAAGAAACAGAUUAGAAGAUGAUAUCUUUGUAAGCAGUGGGCUUGUGGAUAUGUAUGCCAGUUGUUUGAGCACAUGCCAAGCAAGGAUUGUAUUUAAUAGCAUCAGAGAAAAGGAUGUUGUGUCUUGUAUAGUGAUUUUAUCAGCAUAUUUUUCUGCUGGGGAGUGUGAGGAGGCUCUCGAGCUCUUCUCAUGGAUGAAAUUUCACAGAAUUCCGAUGAACUCCGCUUCAUGGAACUGCAUGAUUAGUGGGCUUGUGCAAAAUGGAAAGACAGAGAAGGCAUUUGAAGUGUUUGCUGAAAUGUUUGACUCAGGAUUUAGACCCAACAAAGUUACAAUGGCCUGCAUAUUGCCUGCUUGUAUUAAUCUCGAGAAUUUAAGAGGGGGGAAGGAAAUACAUGGCUAUGUUAUUCGACACUGGUUUACGGAGGACACAAUGGUGGUAACAUCUAUCGUAUUCAUGUAUGCCAAAUGUGGAGACUUGGACAAGUCGAGAGUAGUGUUUGAUAAAAUGACUAGAAAGGAUACUGUUGCUUGGAAUACAAUGAUCAUUGCGAAUUCCAUGCAUGGUUGUGGGAGCGAAGCACUGUCUAUCUUUAGCCAAAUGAUUGAGACUGGUGUGCGCCCUAAUUCACAGACUUUCACUGGGGUUUUAUCUGCUUGUAGCCACUCGCAGCUCGUCGAUGAAGGCCGGUGGGUUUUCAAUUCCAUGAAAAUUGACCAUGAUUUCGAGCCAGAUGCUGAGCAUUAUGCCUGUAUGGUUGAUGUGUUAAGCCGCGCCGGUUAUCUUUACGAGGCUUAUGAGCUAAUUCAGAGCAUGCCCAUGGAACCAACCGCAAGUGCUUGGGGAGCACUACUCGCCGCUUGUAGAGUACACAAAAAUGUUGAAUUGGGAAAAGUUGCUGCUGAACAUCUGUUUGAGAUUGAACCUGAAAAUGCUGGGAACUAUGUUCUUCUCUCAAAUAUGUUGGUCACCGCCAAAUUGUGGGAUGAUGCAUCGAAGAUUAGGGUUUUAAUGAGGGAUAAAUUGAGGGAAAGAGGAAUAACAAAAGUGCCGGGAUGCAGUUGGAUACAAAUUGGAAGGAAAGUCUAUACUUUUGUUAAGGGUGAUAAGAGGAAUGGUCAGAGUGAUGAGAUAUAUGGUUUCUUGAAAGAGAUAGCGGAGAAGAUGAGACUCGAAGGUUAUCUCCCUGAUACAAACUUUGUUCUUCAAGAUAUUAAUAGAGAGGAGAAGGAAGAAGUUUUGUGUAGCCACAGUGAAAAGCUUGCAGUGGCGCUCGGCAUAUUGAACUUGAACGGUGGAUCUGUUAUUCGGGUGUUCAAAAACUUGAGAAUUUGCGGCGACUGUCACAAUGCUAUCAAGUUCAUAGCAAAGAUUAUUGGGGUACAGGUCAUUGUGAGAGAUAAUGUGAGGUUCCACCAUUUUAGGGAUGGUUCUUGUUCAUGCAGGGAUCUGUGGUGACCCUAACUUUUUUUUUUUUUUUUUUUUUUUUGAGAGAGAGAAAGAUAGUAUAUCUUCUUCAAUUAUUUCUUUUAGAAAUAAAUUUAGCUAAAAAUAUGAAUCAAAUAGAAUUCGAACAUAGAAACUCAUAUA
Messenger RNA from Ananas comosus (pineapple), 3120 nucleotides. Its product is annotated as pentatricopeptide repeat-containing protein DOT4, chloroplastic-like. The record is from RefSeq and is a predicted model, not a curated record. Gene Ontology annotation, molecular function: RNA binding; protein binding; zinc ion binding. Gene Ontology annotation, biological process: RNA modification. Bases 913 to 2988 code for a protein of 691 amino acids. Lineage: Eukaryota; Viridiplantae; Streptophyta; Magnoliopsida; Poales; Bromeliaceae. The transcript has a single exon.